Solanum pennellii is the source of this 2849-nucleotide messenger RNA. Its product is annotated as cullin-1-like. Gene Ontology annotation, cellular component: cullin-RING ubiquitin ligase complex. The coding region runs from base 269 to 2578 and encodes 769 amino acids. The transcript is spliced from 20 exons. Gene Ontology annotation, molecular function: ubiquitin protein ligase binding. Gene Ontology annotation, biological process: protein ubiquitination; ubiquitin-dependent protein catabolic process. NCBI's taxonomy places the organism in Eukaryota, Viridiplantae, Streptophyta, Magnoliopsida, Solanales, Solanaceae. The record is from RefSeq and is a predicted model, not a curated record.
AGGAAAUCUCCAAAUACAAAACCAAGUGAAAUCUGGACUCUGGAAGUGUAAUUUGGUUGAAAUUCAACCGCCUCAGUCUCUACCCUUUUCUCUAUAAAUACACUGAUUCUAAAGGUUUUGGAGUGUGUCUCUUUUCAUUCACCGCAUUGUUUCAGAGUUUCGGAAAAACAGAAUCCAUCCAUCAACGGGAGGGCGAGAGGGCGAUUGUGAUUCAGUUCCCCGGUGAUCGAUCCAUUUCUCCGGUGGACGUAAAAUACGUGCUUCUAAGAUGUCACUGAGCCAGAUGAAGAUUAUUGAGUUGGAGGAAGGAUGGGAAUUUAUGCAGAGGGGAAUCACUAAAUUGAAGAAAAUUUUAGAAGGACAACAAGAUUCUUUCAGCUCUGAAGAGUACAUGAUGCUCUACACAACUAUAUAUAACAUGUGCACACAGAAGCCGCCAAAUGAUUACUCACAACAGUUGUAUGAGAAGUACAGGGAAGCAUUUGUAGAAUACAUCAGUUCUACAGUUCUGCCUGCUUUACGAGAGAGGCACGAUGAGUUUAUGUUGAGGGAGUUUGUGAAAAGAUGGGCGAAUCACAAACUUAUGGCUAGGUGGCUCUCACGGUUCUUCCAUUAUCUCGACCGUUAUUUUAUAGCCCGAAGGUCGCUACCUGGACUUCAUGAAGUUGGUCUGAUGUGCUUCCGUGAUCUGAUUUAUCAGGAGUUGAACGGUAAAGCUAGAGAUGCAGUUAUUGUGUUGAUUGAACAAGAGCGUGAGGGUGAGCAGAUUGACAGGGGUCUACUGAAGAAUGUGCUCGACAUAUUUGUUGGAAUUGGUAUGGGGGAGAUGGAGUAUUAUGAGAAUGAUUUUGAAGAAGCUAUGCUUAAAGAUACUGCAGCUUAUUAUUCUCGGAAAGCGUCAAGUUGGAUUGUGGAAGAUUCUUGUCCAGAUUAUAUGUUGAAGGCAGAGGAGUGCUUGAAGAAAGAGAAAGAUAGAGUGUCUCAUUAUCUCCAUGUUCUUAGUGAGACAAAACUUCUAGAGAAAGUGCAAAAUGAAUUGUUAGUUGUAUAUACCAAUCAGUUACUAGAGAAGGAGCAUUCUGGAUGCCGAGUAUUGCUUAGAGAUGAUAAGGUAGAGGAUUUAUCUCGAAUGUAUAGGCUAUUCCAUAGAGUCCCCAAGGGAUUGGAACCUGUUUCAAAUAUGUUUAAGCAGCAUGUCGUUGCUGAAGGCAUGGUCUUGGUGCAACAAGCUGAAGAUACGACAAAUAGCAAGCCUUGCUGUCCUCGUGGGUGCAAGAAAUUUUUGUUCCUGGUAAUUCUACUGGUGUUCCUAUUUGAAGUGUGUGUGUUUUUUAUACAGGCCGAAAGUUCAGGCUCAGGAGAGCAGCAGGUCUUCGUUAGAAAGUUGAUUGAGCUUCACGAUAAGUAUAUGGCUUAUGUUACGAACUGUUUUGCUAAUAACUCUCUCUUUCAUAAGGCUCUCAAGGAGGCAUUUGAGGUCUUCUGCAACAAAAUUGUAUCUGGUUGUUCAAGUGCAGAGCUCCUUGCUUCUUUUUGUGAUAAUAUUCUUAAGAAAGGUGGGAGUGAAAAACUCAGUGAUGAUGAUAUUGAGGAGACCUUGGAUAAGGUGGUCAAGCUUCUCGCUUAUAUUAGUGAUAAAGACCUUUUUGCGGAGUUCUACAGGAAAAAGCUUUCUCGUCGACUGCUCUUCGAUAAAAGUGCCAAUGAUGACCACGAAAGGCUUAUCUUAACAAAGCUAAAGCAACAGUGUGGUGGGCAGUUCACAUCAAAGAUGGAGGGAAUGGUGACAGACUUGACUUUGGCUAGGGAAAAUCAAAACCAUUUUCAAGAAUAUCUCAGCAACAACCCUGCCGCAAGUCCUGGAAUUGAUUUAACUGUCACAGUUCUUACAACUGGGUUCUGGCCUAGUUAUAAAUCUUCUGAUUUGUGUCUCCCUGUGGAAAUGGUGAAGUGUGUAGAAGUGUUCAAGGAAUUCUAUCAGACAAAAACGAAACACAGGAAAUUGACAUGGAUUUAUUCAUUGGGUACGUGUAACAUCAACGGGAAGUUUGAUUCAAAAACCAUUGAACUGAUUCUGGGAACUUAUCAGGCUGCUGUUCUGUUAUUGUUUAAUUCUUCAGAUAGAUUGAGUUACUCAGAAAUCAAGAGUCAGUUAAAUUUGGCUGAUGAUGACUUGAUCAGAUUGCUUCAGUCCCUUUCAUGUGCCAAGUAUAAAAUUCUGAUCAAGGAGCCUAGCAAUAGAACUGUUUCUUCUUCUGAUCAUUUUGAGUUCAACUCCAAGUUCACUGACAGGAUGAGGCGGAUUAGGGUCCCAUUACCUCCUGUGGAUGAAAGGAAAAAGGUAGUCGAGGAUGUGGACAAAGAUAGACGUUAUGCAAUUGAUGCCUGUAUCGUGCGCAUUAUGAAGAGUCGGAAAGUUCUUCCUCAUCAACAACUAGUGUUGGAGUGUGUUGAGCAGUUGAGCCGAAUGUUUAAGCCCGACUUCAAAGCAAUCAAAAAGCGAAUUGAAGAUCUCAUCACUAGAGAUUACUUGGAAAGAGACAAAGAGAACCCGAAUUUGUUCAAGUAUUUAGCCUGAAGCAAUAAUCUGGGUGCUCGGCUGAGGUUUUUUUUGUUCUCUGCACAUCACAUUGAAUACAACUGGCGUCUUAAUAGGGAUAUUGUAGCACAGAUAAUUUUUCUUACUUUUGCCUAGUAGUAGGAACUGUGCCAGUUAUUGGGUAUCACACCUCCUUUAUUUUUCGUCAAGAAGUUGGCGGAAACUUUGCUGUCUUUAUAGUACUUCCUCCAUUUCAAAUGAAAUUAAUUGAAUUGGUGAGAUAUUAUUCAUUUUUCAGUUGCAACCCCUA